Rotaria sp. Silwood2 is the source of this 2843-nucleotide messenger RNA. The record is from the annotation of a GenBank genome assembly. Lineage: Eukaryota; Metazoa; Rotifera; Eurotatoria; Philodinida; Philodinidae.
AUUUAUAUGGUUUAACUGGUACAUUAGGUGGGAAAAGUUCACAAAAAUUUAUAAAAAAAGUUUAUAAUAUUGAUGUUGUUAUUGUACCAAAAUAUAUUGAUAGUAUAUUUGAUAUUUAUCCAAAUCAAUUUGCUGAUAAUCGUCAAUUAUGGUUAGAAAAAAUUCGUAUUGAAUGUCAUACUAUAGCUAUUACUAAUCAUCGAGCUGUUUUAAUUAUUUGUCAAACUAUACGUGAUGCAAAUGAUGUUCAAUCUUAUUUAAGUUCUCAACAUUCAAAUAUAAAACUUUAUCUUCGAAGUGAUGAACAUACAAAACCAGAAGAAGUUCAUCCAGAUGAUGUAAUUGUUGCAACAAAUUUAGCUGGACGUGGAACUGAUUUAAAAGUUCUAACAUCUGUUGUUGAUUGUGGUGGUUUACAUGUUAUUGUUACAUUUAUGCCAAAUAAUUCACGUGUUGAACAACAAGCAUUUGGUCGAGCUGGACGACAAGGACAACCAGGUUCGGCAAGAUUAAUUAUUUAUAAAGAAUAUAAUAAUAUGAUAUCAUAUAGUUCGGAGGAUGAAAUUCAAUUAGUAGAAUAUUGGAAAAAAAAGAGAGAUAAAUUUGAAAAAAAUAAUAUGAAUGAAGCAAUUAAAGAAGUCAAUCGAAUUGAAGCAAAAGAUCGUCUUCUUGUUCGUUUUCUUGAUGUUAUUCAUUCACGUAAAGAUGAUCUUCCAUUUACUGACGAUAUAUUACAACCAGGUUUUAGUUCACUUCGUGAAUUAUGGAGUUCAUUUUGUGAUCAAGAUGCAUCAACAGCUGAUGAACGUUUUCCAGUAUUUGCAAAUGAAAUCGAACAAAAACUUGAAUUAGCUAUUACAACUAUGAAAGAAACAUUAUCACAACCAUAUACUUCAUUUCCUUGGCACAGAGAUAAUGAACAAUAUCGUACUGUACAUACAGCUAAUGCAACAUGUGAUGCUCUUCGUCAAUUGAUUGUUCAUCCAAAAUAUUUAAUUAUGGCAGGUAUUAAAAUGUUAUGUAUGAAAAAUGUAUUUGAAAGAGAAAAGCGUGCAUUAACAUUAUAUCAACAAGCAAUAAAUCUUGAUAAACAAGAUUUUAUUCUUCAUUAUAAUAUGGUAUUAUGUUAUAUAAAAAAUGAUCAAAAUUCAAUAAAUGAAGCAAUAAAAGAAUUGAAUAUAGCUGUAACAUUACUUAGUAAUGAAAUUGAACGACGUAAAUUUCUUCAAAUUCAUGAUGAAUUAUCAACACAAACAUCUGUUGAUAGAUCAUGUAUAGCUGAACUUGUCUAUCUUGAACAUGUUCAUUCAAUACUUAGAGCUAGUCAAGUUCAAUUAUGUAAAUUUGAUGAAGAUAAACAUGAAAUAACCUGUCGCAGUGAAAGUUGGGAAGUAACAUUAUCAAGUUUUGAGAAUACACAUUUUAACGCAAUUAAAAAAGAAAUUUAUGCUGAAUACCAAGAAUGGUAUAGUGAAGGUUUAGUGUGGGCAUUUAUAUUUGAAAUUGAACCUAAACGAUGCUGGUGGAAAACAAUAUUUAUUUUUGUGAUGGGUAUUGGACAAAUUGUUGGUGGAGCCUUUUUAUGUCUUGCUGAUCAAUGGAAGUUAGGCACAUUAAUGGUUCUUAAUGAAACGUUUGAUAUUUAUACAGCUGUUGCUACAAAAAUUACUAAUGAUUUUGAUCUUGUCAAUUAUUUUCAACAAAAAGUAAUUACUUAUGGACUAAAUUUAUUAUGUAUAACAUCAACUGUAAGUAAUCUUGUUAGACCAAUUUCAUCAAUAGAACACGUUGGAAUAGUUGGUGUUGCCGCUGAUAGUAUUCAUCAAUUAUGUACAAAAGGAUUGGAUAUUAAGACAUUAACAAAUAUUACUUUAAAUAGUAUGAAGAUAGCUGAUAUUAAUAAACAUGUAAUUGAUUUUCUUAAACAAAUACCAGAGCAAUAUAAAAAUAUUGAAGCUUUAAUUUCGAGUGAUUUCGAUCAGAUAAUAAAUCAAGGUACAUCAUUGACAGUUAAUCAAUUUUUAGGUAUGGUAGAUAAUGAUUCCUUAUUUGGAGGAAAAACAAAAGAAAUAUUUCGAAUUGUUCAACGUCAUACACCACGCAUGAAAUAUAUUUAUGAUGGAAAUAAUAAAGCGUUGGUUUCUUAUGCACUUAAUACGAUGGAUGAUAUAUUACCUAAUGUACCAAUAAUAGAUACAUUAUGUUUAGCAUUACCAUAUACUCUUAAUAGUAUUGUCAAAAAAGAAAUCUUUGAUAUUAAUAGUUUGUUUCUAUCAAUCAUUAGACAAAUUAAUUCUAAGAAUGAAGAACAUAAAUUAGAAACAUUAGAUAUUGUACAAAAAGUUUUAUAUUCAUCAGAUAAAUGGACUACAUUUGAGCAAAAUAAAGAUAAACUAAAUACUGAAAUUUGUCAAUUACUUCAUCCUGCUAUCGAACGUGAACAAAAACUUCUUGAUGAAUAUCAACAAAUAAUGAAUAAUCCUCAAGUUCUUGGUGGAUAUUGUCAAAUCUUUAAAUUUUCUAAUGUUACCUUUGGUACAAUACAAAAUAAACCAAGAAAUUUACGAAGAGAAAUUCGAAGAGAACAAACAAAUAAUCGUUUAUUAACACAAACUAUAAUUGCAUUUGUUGAUGAAUUAAGUAAAAAUUCAAGUAACACAACAAACAGUUCAAAAAAAGUAACAGAUGUAUUUAAAGAAUAUCUUAGCGAUAGCAUUAUUCGACCUAUCAUCGAGAAUGCAUGUGAACAAGAAAUGGAUACAAAUGAUGAAAAACUCACAGAUAAAUUUACAAAAGCAUUGAUAUAUAUACAAGAACAGCAAAAAGAAUUCGAUAGAACUUAA